This is a messenger RNA of Orbicella faveolata, 1206 nucleotides long. RefSeq names its product protein MB21D2-like. The record is from RefSeq and is a predicted model, not a curated record. NCBI's taxonomy places the organism in Eukaryota, Metazoa, Cnidaria, Anthozoa, Scleractinia, Merulinidae.
AUGGCGAACGCUGCUGGGGUUGAUCUUGUUUCGGGACAUUCAUUCUUGUCUUUAAACGAAGGCCUGGCGAACCAUUUGGCCGACGGUGGUUUUCAAGCUAUGGAUGAUUUGUCGGCUCAAAUGUUUCCUUCUGUUCUGGGUGCGAUAAAUAACUGUCUGUACAAGCCUUUGAGAAGACAUCCAUUGUAUGAGGAAGUGGAAUUUAUUUGGAGCGGAAGUACGGCGGAGGGUGUGAAUAUUCCGAAUUUCGAACACGGUGGCGAUGGAAAACCCCAUCUUGAGUUUGAGAUGGAUAUUUUAUGCGUUUUUCGGGAUAUAAAAGUUGGAAGAUCGGCUGACAGCCCCGCCAUAUUGAUGAAACAAGAAGAUACUAGCGAAGGAUACUUUGUUGUGUUUUUGAAUGAUCAAAGCUAUAGACAGCGAUGGUGUGAUUACAGUAUCGUCCCAAACGAUCCAAAGCGAAAAGGCGAAAUGUACUUAAAUCCGUUACUCCUCGUGGAAGACCUUUAUAGACAAAUUGAGCACAUCUUUGCACAAAUUCCAUUGUUAAAGGAGCGAUUUAAACUAGAAUUCAACCCACCAGCUGUCACUCUGUCAAUGUCGUUGGAUUUUCAAGAAAUUACAAUCAGCUGUGACAUAGUGGUAGCACUGGAGUUGCCUUGUGAUUGUCUACCAAAGGAAUAUCCAUCUUGGAUCAAAGUGCAUGGUCGGCCAGCAUGGCUCAGUGAAAAAUCCUUCGAAGAAGUGCAACUAAAACCUCUUCAUCUUGUUGGAAAAUGUUCACCGAACGGGCAACCAAAGGUUGAAUGGAGAUUAUCUUUCAGUGUUGUAGAACUUUUCCUUAUGAAGGAAUUGGGAUUGCAGUGUCCGGCUGCUAUAUCCUGCUACAGGGUGUUUAAAAUAGUACGGUUUUUGCAUCUAAAGCACCCUGAUAUUCUUCAUUCAUAUCACUUGAAGAUGUUGUUUUUCCAAGCUUGUCACAAGCUUCCACUCAGUACUUGGGCAGAUUCCAAUCUUGCCACUGACCUGCUAGGACUACUGGAUAAUUUGAUGCAUUGCUUUAUAAUGCAGUCACUUCCAAGUUAUUUCAUCCCUGGCUAUAACUUGAUUGAAGGAGUCCAUCGUGACUUUUUAUUUACUUUAUUGCAAAAAGUGAGUAAAGUAAGGAAAAACCCCAUUGAGAGUAUUACUAAUUUAAAAAAGUGA